UUGUAUUAUUAGUUUUUGAUGGUUUUGUUUUGGUUGCCAUGACCGUGGCGGGACGCUGUUGCUGACUUCAUUGGCUUCGCUCGCAGCAUCGCUCUCUGGGCCGCUGGAGGAAGCGCGUAACAAUGGCCUUUAAAUGACCCAGCGCGGAACGUUGCAAGUCGGCUAAAAUGCAAGCGUUAGGCCUUUUCUGAGAGCACGGCGGCUGCAAGACAGCCAGACCGAACGCUACUACGACGCUUAACAACUCGCAACUGUAUCUCGCUGCUCGAGGGAGGAGGCAACCACUGACCAUCAACGAUGCCGAGCACUGAUCUGCGCCACUCCCCGUGUCCAUCUGAGGGAGAAAUCGGCUUCGCGACGCUGCCGGAGCAAGUGCACAGGAAAUCCGUCAAGCGGGGAUUUGAUUUCACCCUGAUGGUCGUAGGCGAAUCCGGCCUAGGAAAGUCAACGCUCAUAAACAGCCUGUUUCUCACCGACUUGUACGAAGAUCGCAAGAUCCCCAACGCCGAAGUUGAACCAAUCCACAUCUCUGGGGCAGCUCACCUCUCCCAUGAAAAGAUUGACAGAACAGUCCAGAUCGAGCGAAAAACUAUGGAGAUAGAGGAAAAGGGAGUCCGGCUACGGCUGACUGUGGUGGACACACCAGGGUUUGGCGACUCUGUAAACUGCGAGGAGAGUUGGAGGUCCAUUGAUCGGUACAUUGAUGAACAGUUCAACCAGUUCUUCAAGGAUGAGAGUGGUCUCAAUCGCAAGAACAUUGUGGACAACAGGGUUCACUGCUGCUUGUACUUCAUCCCACCAUGGGGACAUGGGUUGAGGCAGCUGGACAUUGAGUUCAUGAAGCGGCUUCACCAGAAGGUCAACAUUGUGCCCGUCAUUGCCAAGGCUGACACAUUGACCCCCAUCGAAGUUCGACAGAUGAAGGACCGAAUCUUACGGGAACUUGAAGAGCAUCAAGUGACUGUCUACCAGUUGCCAGAGUGUGACAGCGACGAGGACGACGAUAUCAAGCUGCAGGACAGAGAACUGAAGGAGAGCAUCCCGUUUGCGGUAAUCUCGAGUACCCAGGUGGUGGACAUCAACGGUCGGCGAGUCCGCGGUCGACUCUACCCUUGGGGGAUCGUCGAAGUGGAGAACCCGAAGCAUAGCGACUUCCUCAAGUUGCGGACUUUCCUUAUUAGAAUAAUCCUUGGUCUCUUCAGCACACACAUGCAAGACCUGAAGGAAGUGACCCGUGAUGUACACUACGAGAACUAUCGUGCCCAGUACAUCCAGAAGAUUUCUCAACAAGCGGCCCGCGAAAGGGGGAAGCAAGGCAGAGAUUCGGUGACAACCACAUACGACGGAAUAUCAGAAGCUGACCGCCUGCUCCAGAUGAAAGAUGAAGAAAUCCGGCGCAUGCAGGAGAUGCUGUCACAGAUGCAGGAGAAACUCCGCCAGACGAGCCGGGACACCACUCCCGAAGCGUCGACUCCGGACUUGGAUGCCCGGAGGGAUGGCGACAGUGUCGUGAACCUCUGAGGAGUCGCAGAAGCGUUGCAGGAAGGAUGCCGCUGACUCGCCGACGUCUCCCCUUUUCCAGCUGUAACACGCGCACCACCUGGUGCUGCACAGCACAGGUUGUGCAAUUAGGGGGUCCAGUCACUUUUAUUCAUGAGAAGAACACAAACCUCUCCUUUCCAACGGCAUCUAAGCGUUGCUCUCACAGUGUCCUAUGCAGUGCUGACAUUUUCCUGCAGUUGGCAGGGCUAUGCUUUUUGUCUGUUCGGAAACACACUGACAUACUUAGUCUUCAUGCCACACUUGGUUUGGUCAGUCAUAUGCACUUAAAGAAACCGGAGGUGCUCGUUUAUAUUAUUGACCCUUGCGCACUUUUCUGAAAUCAAAGGGCUUUCAUCCCUGCAGCUUUAUUCUCUGUGGACAACCUUUGGGGAUUCAGCAACCAGUAAAGCUCGAUUAUGUGAGCAAAUCCAAAAAGUUGGAGUUCAAAGAAAUUGGGUGGCUACUAUAUCACCUAGUGCACAUUCGUUGGCUAGACGCUUUACAUCAAGGAGAUCUCUCAUGGUACUGGUGAGGUGUCGUGCUGGGUAACAGGAAGUUGAAUGUACUACCUAAAGUCAUAGAAAACACACCCACACUGGUCGUUCACCAACAGUUUUGUCUGUUUGGUGAAUUCAAUGCACUUGUAUGGAUCUGGAACACUUGUUUAUAAGUUGUCCCACAUCAAGGCUUUCUUCAACAUCGUUGAAUGGUAGCAUGCUUUAGUGUGUGAAAUCAUGGGAAGAUAUGGCCUUACAAUUGCCAUUUCAUAAGCACCCAUUUUUUUUAAAGUCAUGUUGUUUUGUUGCUUCAUUUGUAGCAUCAUGUGCACGUCCUUUGACGUUUACAACUUCGCCCCUUUCUUGUUUUGCUAUCUUGAGUCUCAUUCGACACCUCUUGAAAGAGCACUUAGUUUCAUGUAAUGUGUUUUGAAAGUGGACAGACCACCUGCAAGAUACAAACUUGGUGCAAAAUGUCUCACGAGGAAAGCUCUGCAUGGCUUUAAUGACAGUCAAACUUUAAAAAUGGUUGGAAAAUAUAAUGAUAGCAAAAUUAGCGUCUUCAGUAUUUUAGUUAUUUUCUUGCUAUAAUCGUACUGCAAGGCACUGAACAUUUCGUGCUUGUGAUGCAUGUGAGGUUAAUUUUUUUUCCUUCUUUUACGUUAUUACAAUUGUGUUCAAGUAGAAAUAUCACAAUUUGUUCCAUUAUUUGUUGUCCUUUUUUUUAUAACACUCACCCUCACAGUCACUGUGAGAGCAACACUUCCUAACUCCUCUUGGCGAUUAUACUAGAGGGUCACCCCCAGCCACAUAUAUAUACACAUAAUAUAUGUAUACACUCGCAGAAAUCUGUUAAUUCACAGAUACAUGCCGAGCCUAAUUGCACAUGUGCAUAUUCCUGUUUAUCCAUUGUCAACAUAAUUUAUUUUUUACUUUUCCUGGAGGUGCCAGUGAUAGCAUUGUCAUCUUCCUCCAAAAUAAUUAGCUUUAAUUUUUGGCAGCUGCUCGUGAAAGUCUUUUUGUGUGGGUUACGUACGGAAUUACUCUAUCAGGAUGGGGGACCACACUUUUGCAACAAUCCAUUUCACUUUCUAUUCUUCUUGCUCUUUGUCAUUGUGUCUGACGCUGUCAUUAUGGCCAUGAUUAGCCAUUUGACUCAACAAAUUAUAAGAAAAGAAUAAGGAAUGCUAAAUGGAAUGCAUCGUUAGAAAAUAAAGGGCCUUGGCUUGGAAUUAUUUUGCUGCAAGAGUUCAGGCAAACGGUCUGCCUUGCUCCACUUUUACACGAGGACAAAGGUGUAAUUAAAGGCCAGUCUGUUUUGCUUCAUCGCAAUACUCACGAUGGCAAGAACGCACCCAAUAAGGCAGGAAUGUGAUAACCAAAGAUUGACAACUGCUUUUUUGUGCACUGUAUGACUAAACCAAAGACAUGCAUUACGUGCUCGCUUCUCUGUCUCGAGAAUGCACAUUUGUGCUCGGCAAGCUUUGUUUGCAGCUGGUAUAUAUGCUUAGUUAGUCCAGCUAGUCAACAGACUGGGCAGUUUUCUGUUUUGUUUUUUGUCUCGCUCCCAAAGAAACAGCAGCUAUCAGAUGCCGCUUAUUAUUUAGCUGGUGCCUAAUUUAUUUACACCUAUUUAUAAUAUAAUCUAUAUUUAUACAAACACCUGUGCAUGGGUGGACAUUCCAGAGUUGACCAUAUUUAUUUUGCCACCACUUCCUAUCGCCCAUAUUUGCACUGUUAUGAUGUCAAAGUGCGAAAUCUUGUAUUCCAGUGAAAUUCCCUCUUUUUAUUUGUUCUGUUUCUCUGUAAUUUCUUUUUCUUAGCUGUCUCAGGGUUUUUGUCGAUCUGUACGCGAUCAUGACUGUGUUGUGUGUCACUCUGUCUAAACAAAAACAAAGCAGAUGGGGGAGGGAAAGAUUCAUUGCAAGUCACAAUAAAUACUGAAUGUCUACUGCA
Molecule: messenger RNA, 3995 nt
Organism: Dermacentor andersoni
Lineage: Eukaryota; Metazoa; Arthropoda; Arachnida; Ixodida; Ixodidae
Gene: Septin4
Product: septin 4
Molecular function (GO): GTP binding
Source: RefSeq, a predicted model, not a curated record